Phycodurus eques (leafy seadragon) is the source of this 3298-nucleotide messenger RNA. RefSeq names its product potassium voltage-gated channel subfamily G member 1-like. The record is from RefSeq and is a predicted model, not a curated record. Gene Ontology annotation, molecular function: delayed rectifier potassium channel activity; protein binding. The transcript has 2 exons. The coding region runs from base 711 to 1667 and encodes 318 amino acids. Gene Ontology annotation, biological process: protein homooligomerization; regulation of delayed rectifier potassium channel activity; potassium ion transmembrane transport. Gene Ontology annotation, cellular component: voltage-gated potassium channel complex. NCBI's taxonomy places the organism in Eukaryota, Metazoa, Chordata, Actinopteri, Syngnathiformes, Syngnathidae.
GCUCGCCAAAUUCCCGGACACGCGGCUGGGGAAACUGCUGGAGUGCCGCUCGGAAGAGGACAUCCUGCAGGUCGGCGAGCGCGCCCAACACGGGGAGGGCCCGCGCGGCACAGCUUUGUCGUUCGGAACUUAUAGUUAGUUACUUUGUGAGUCUUGAAAGUAAGUAGUCGGUAAGCGGCCGCUUUCGGGAAAUGAAUUUCGACCGCACUGGAAAAAGUCCAACAACGCUGUCCUUCCUUUCGGGCUUUGUCUUAUUCCAACCGUUGAAAAAUAUUCCUUUUCUCAUUCCAAGUGAACAUUCUCAUUUAUGUUGAAAUAAUUGCUUGAAUUCUUGACUUGAGCCAACUUUCCAAAAACGUCCAGGUUAAACCGAAAGGAGGAUUCGCAUUACGUCAAUUUAAUGAUCUUCAUUUAGGACGACUUCAAAUAAGUGCUUAACGAAGGAGUUUGCAUUUUCGGCUUGCACCAAAUGAAUUCUUUACUUGAGUCAAAGCUAAGUGGUGAGCUGCGACCGAUUGCUAUCACAACCAUAAAUGGUUAACUUUGUCCAACGUUGACAUUUUUCAGCGCAUGAACGAGCUAAAUGUAACUUUUUAAACCGAACGAUUGAAUUUGUAUUUUAAUACAACGUCAUUGAAUGAAUCAAUCAUUUUAUUUUGAAAAAUGCCAAAUCUAAUCUUUCGUCCUUCAAACUAUUUGAUUUUCUAUCAAUGACAGUGACAAUCCGUACCUCCGCUUUGAUCGGUGUUUUUUUGUUCGGUUUACACCUCCACGUCAGGACACAGUGUGAGUACUCGUGGCCCCCGUGCGCCCCCUGCAGGUGUGCGACGACUACGACGUGCAGCGGAAGGAAUUUUACUUCGACAGGAAUCCCGGCGUGUUCCCGUACGUGCUGCACUUCUACCACACGGGAAAACUUCACGUCACGGACGAGCUCUGCGUCUUCUGCUUCAGUCAGGAGAUGGAGUACUGGGGCAUCGGCGACUUCUUCCUGGACUCGUGCUGCAGUUUUCGUUACCACGAGCGCAAACUGGGAAGCCGCCGCCGGGCCAGCUGGGACGACGACGACGACGGCGACGGCGACGACGACGACGACAUCGGCGGCGACCGCGCCGAAGACGACGACAUACGGAGACUGCGCACGUGGGGCCAAAAGGAGGGCGCCGGCGCCGCCUGUUGGUCAACUCGUGCUGAUGCUCUUCAUCCUCUUCCUCCUCUACAUCCUCCUUUCCUAUGCUUCCUCCUCCUUUCACUUUUUCUUCAUUCUUCUCCUUUCGCCUCUUCUUUUCCUUCUCAUCUUUCUCCUCCAUCGCUUCCUCUUCAUCUUGUCUUCUCCCUCUUUCUCCUCAUCUCUUCAUUGUCGUCAUCCACCUCCCUCGCCCUCGUCUUUUCGCAGGGAGCUGCAGCACUUCGCCGACGUCCGGUGCGGCGGCGUGCGUAAGCGUCUGUGGCUGACGCUGGAGAAUCCGGGCUACUCGCUUCCCAGCAAGUUGUUCAGCGCGUUGUCCGUCGGCGUCGUGCUCGCGUCCAUCGCCGCCAUGUGCGUCAAAAGCAUUCCCGAAUAUCAGGUACGCACGCACACGCCCAAAAACAAGCAACACGCACAUUUGAAAGCACAAGUUCACACACACUACAUAAAAAGACGCAUUCACUUUUUUGUGACAUGAAAACUGACUCGACGUUUCCUGGUUUAGGUCAAUUAGAAUGACCAAAAUGAUUUCCGUUUGCUAAAUGCCAGAAUAAGGAGAAGGAUUUCUUUUUAUUUUUUUCCCCAAGACAACAUUUCACGACUUUCUUCAAAGUCAGAAGUGGAUCACAUCACAUCUCAUGAGGAUUUGCCAUCAUUGCCUUCAAACGGUCCGACUGACUGGAGUCAAACGUUUUGGAUCUCCUUCCACGAGCUUCUCACAAUCGUUGCCAGGAAUUUCGUCCCGUCCCUUGUGACAUACCUGCUGCAAGCGAGCCAAGUUUGUAGGCCGCCUCGCUGGCACAUGCCUCUUCAGGUCUGCCCAUCGAUUUUCAAUAAGACUGAGCUCAGGACUUUGGGAUCAGGGCCACUCCGAAACAUUGACUUUGUUAUACUUAAGCCACUUUGUAAGCCGUUUGGCAGUCCGCUCGGGGUCAUCGUCCAUUUGUUCGACCCGUUUGCACCCGAGCGCUCAAACGUCCUGGCUGAAGUCUUGAGAUGUUGCUUCGCUUUUUCCACGUCGUGUUCUGUCCUCAUGAUGCCAUCUAUUUGUCAAGUGCACCGUUCCCUCCUGCAGCAAAACGACCCCCGACUGUAUUUCACAGUUGGGAUGGUGUUCUCGGGCUCGCAAGCUUCCCUCUUUUCCCUCCCAAGGUCACGAUGCUCAUUACGGCCAAAGGGGUCAGUUUGAGUUUGGUCAGACCACGUCUCCAAAAUGAAGGUCUUCGUCCCUGUUCGCAUUUGCAAAGUGCGGUCAGUUUUGUUUUGGAGUAAUGGCUUCUUCCCGGCCGAUUGGCCUUUCAGCCCAUGUGGGCGCAGCGCUCGUCUCACUGCGGAUUAAGACACACUCUUCACGCCAGCAUCUUCACAAGGUCUUUUGCUUUUGCUCGUGGCGUGAUGUGCACAUUUGGGACCAAAGCACGUUCAUCUCGGGGGCACACGAGCCGUCUCCUUCCCGAGCGGGAUUAUGGCUGGACAGUUCCUAUUUCCUCUUUAAACUUGCGUAUAAUGGUUUACAUGGCGAACAUGGCACCUUCGGGCGUCUGGAAAAUGCACCCAGGGAUGAACCAGGCUUGAGCAAGUCCACAAUUCUCGGCUGAUUUCUUUGGACUUCCCACAAAGAAGCAGUGUUUCGGUGCUUCGGUAUUUCAGGUGUGCCGAGAUCAAGUGUGUCUUCAAUGCUCUCAGUAAACCUAUCAGAAGCUUCCAAAGACAUGUAAACUUCUGAUUUUGAGGAAAGUCAUGAAAAAUUGUUUCCCGACAUUUAGCACGUGGAAAUAGUUUUGGUAAUCCUAAUCGACCUAAAGCAGGAAAGGUUUCGUCUCAUUUCAUGUCAGACAAUGCAUAUUUGUCUUUUUAUAACGAUUCCUUCUGGUUUCAAAUGUUCAUACAAAGUUUACGAUAAUGCGUACGAUGUUUUCGACUAAGUUGCUAUGUUGAAAUGUCGCGUCGCGUUUACGAUAUUUGCGACACGACGCGGCCCGGCGCCCGGUGGGUCGUUUGCCACGUGUGCCCUGAGCGCCGUUGGCGUUGCAGACGUUCGACCGCGACGGGAAGUCGACGGACGAGCCGAGCGCCGACGCCGUGGAAGCGCUCAGCGGCUGCUGGUUC